CCAGUAUUGUAGAUGGUUGUUUUUUCGUGUUUACAGACAAUCGUCUCUACCUGUGGUCUUAAGAAUAAUUUCUGAAUAUCUUGUAGGUAUAUGAGCUUGCUGUCCGCCCUCAUAGACCUAUGGUGAUUCAGAAGAUAUGUUUUCCAUAAAUAUCCAGCUGUAUGCCGGUGAAUUAUGAACUGAAAAAGAAUAAUAUAAAGAAACCUUUUCCUUGUAACUAUGAAUGUCGAUUUGUAAAUUUUUGAUGCAUAAAGGCAAUCUUUGGGACCAUUCUCGAAGCAAAUUAAAAUUGUAAGUAUAGCCGUAGAAUUCAGUGAGUCCUGGGAGCUAUUCUGAAGCCGAUUCCAAAAAGUAGGGAAAUCUAAUCUUGGUUAUGUUGUACAAACGAGUUCAAAGUAAACUAAUUAUUGGAAUUCAUAUGUUUACUGAAUGUAGAAAAAAUCUCAUUUAACAACACUAUUCUCCAAAACAGUAGUAAUGUAAUACUAAAGAGGCCACUAGUAAUGUAAUACCUACACUCGUUUGUUAAGAACAGAAACCCAUAUCAUCUGUAUUAUGUUGAUUGGUUUCUAAAUGGUUUCAAUAUAUUUCAAUUUAUCCUAGUUAUUAUUACUUGUUUUUCAGUUUAAGUCGCCGUUACAUCGUACAUACAAAUAUUUUCCAAUAUGCCGGUUCAUGGGCUUGUUUAUUAUACGACUCCUUCUAUGGCUACCUUCUUGGGACCUGCACAAGACUAUCUUGUAAAAUCAUUUUUAGCCCAGUAUAUGAAAAAAUGGAUCGUUCAGUAUAAACUCUAUCGGAAUGUCCUUUCCCCAAAGAGUUUGGAAUUCUUAAAGCAAAAUAUCCAUCCUUAUAUGUAUGCGUGUGUUGAUGAAACGACUACUAUUGAUGCAGAACCCGAAUUAGAAGAUAUUAUCGUACGUACAAAGCUGUGGACAUUUCGCCAAACGUUUAACAUAGAGGGAGCAAUUUAUGAGGUUGGAGAUUUCACUGUAGCUGUUGCCAAUGUUCUUCAGAAAUCAACAUGGAAAGGGAUCGUUUUUCACGUUACUUACGAUGGUUCUGACGAUGUCGAUAUUGCUCGGCCCAUCCUCCAAGAGUUCUUUAAUAUUUGUUUCUUUAAAAAUUCUUCGCCUCCUCCUCCUAUCUAUGAAAACUAUUUCUACCAUCACAGGCAUUCCAUUGAUCCUAAACUCUUUCUCCAAAUUUUUAAGCAUAGAGUCGAAAUUUCUACCCCGUCUAGUUUACCUCGGGUGAAGUCUGAAAGUACUCCUGCUGGAUGAAAUUUCUUCGUAUUUUUUUGUAAAUUAGGUCAAAAACGAAUGAAUGGUACGCUGCAUGUUGUUCUCCCCUCCUCAUUUUACUUUUUUUCCCAUCUGUUCCUUUGCUAUCUUUAUUUUUAUUCACGCUUACCCAUAGACCUUUUAAUUAAAUGAAAAAUUUUAUUAAAUUACGUGUCCCAAACAAAAAUUAUUAAGUCC
This is a messenger RNA of Schizosaccharomyces cryophilus OY26, 1481 nucleotides long. Its product is annotated as mediator complex subunit Med20. Gene Ontology annotation, cellular component: mediator complex. NCBI's taxonomy places the organism in Eukaryota, Fungi, Ascomycota, Schizosaccharomycetes, Schizosaccharomycetales, Schizosaccharomycetaceae. Gene Ontology annotation, molecular function: transcription coactivator activity. Bases 666 to 1283 code for a protein of 205 amino acids. The record is from RefSeq and is a predicted model, not a curated record. The transcript has 3 exons. Gene Ontology annotation, biological process: regulation of transcription by RNA polymerase II.